This is a messenger RNA of Nanorana parkeri, 1448 nucleotides long. RefSeq names its product acyl-CoA thioesterase 9 (gene ACOT9). Gene Ontology annotation, molecular function: fatty acyl-CoA hydrolase activity. Gene Ontology annotation, biological process: acyl-CoA metabolic process. Lineage: Eukaryota; Metazoa; Chordata; Amphibia; Anura; Dicroglossidae. Gene Ontology annotation, cellular component: mitochondrion. The transcript is spliced from 16 exons. The record is from RefSeq and is a predicted model, not a curated record. Bases 17 to 1372 code for a protein of 451 amino acids.
CGUGUUAAUAAACAACAUGCUGCUGUCACUCAGAUCUGGUAUGACCUGUCGUAUAUCACGGCUUCUCAGCAGAUCGUUGAUGACAGCUAGUACAGUACACUCUAAGGGGAAACUGCCAGACAUGAGUGAAGGAUGCAUACCUGUCCAUGUGAAUAAUGUGCGUGAUAAACUUAGGGAAAUAGUUGGAGUCUCUACAAACUGGCGAGAUCAUGUGCAAGCCAUGGAGGAAAGAAAGGCUCUACAGUCUUUACUGGCCAAGAGUCAAGAGGACCUCCCAGCACGCAAAAUGAAGGACAGCUACAUUGAGGUCAUGUUGCCGCUUGGUAGCCAGCCAGAACUACGGGAAAAAUACUUGAAUGUUUACAACAAUGUCCGGUUUGGUAGAAUCCUUGAAGAUCUUGACAGCUUGGGAGUUCUCAUUUGCUACACCCAUACCAAGUCUGAAUCACGUCACACAUCUCCUCUUUCAAUUGUCACUGCCUUGGUGGACAAGAUUGAUCUACGUAAGCAGAUCAUUUCUCCUGACUGUGACAUUAAGCUGACUGGCCAUGUGUCAUGGGUUGGGAAAACUUCCAUGGAAGUCAAAAUGCAUAUGUUACAGCUUCAUGAUGGUAUUUAUAGUCCCGUGUUGGAUGCAACGUUUGUUAUGGUGGCCCGGGAUCCAGAGAACAGGAGGCCAGCAUUUGUUAAUCCUUUGGUUCCUGAUGGAGAAGAAGAGGAAAAUCUUUUCAAAAAUGGGGAAUUGAAUAAGUUGAGGCGAAUUGCAUUCAGUACCGCGUCUCUUCUGAAAAUGGCUCCAGAGGCAGAAGAAAGGACAAUUGUGCAUGAUAUGUUUCUGGACACAUUAGAUACAAAGACAGUGAGCUUCAGAAGUCGUGUAUUGCCUUCCAAAUCAGUGUGGAUGGAAGAUGCUAAGCUUAAAGGCUUGGAGAUCUGUCACCCACAGCAAAGGAACAUCUUCAACAGGAUAUUUGGUGGAUUUCUAAUGCGAAAGGCCUAUGAACUGGGUUGGGCUACUGCAUGUUCCUAUGGUGGAUCGAGACCUUACGUUGUAGCCGUUGAUGACAUUAUGUUCCAAAGGCCUGUGGAAAUUGGGUCAUUAUUAUUCCUGUCCUCUCAGGUGUGCUAUACAGAGAGCAACUAUAUCCAGAUCCGAGUCCACAGUGAAGUUUCAGAUCCCAUCACUAGGGAACAUCAGACAACUAACAUCUUUCACUUUACGUUUAUGGCGGACAAGGAAGUGCCUCGCAUUAUGCCAAAGACAUAUGGGGAGUCAAUGCUCUUCUUAGAUGGGAAGCGACAUUUUGAUGCGGCAGUACAAAACAAAAAUGGUCAGAGCUUGAUCAAGAAUCAAGAAUUGUUAUUCAACUGACAAUAUACCAACACAGCUUGGUAUACAUCGUUACAUUAAGACUGCUUCCAAAGACAAGAGGUGGAGAUGAUCUAAA